GUCUGGGUGUAGAAUGAAUGUGAAUAUCUGUUUACAGUGAAGUAGGAAAAUAUGUGGCAUCAUCAUUCUCAAGAAAUUGUCUUUUAAAUUAAUAAAUAACUAAUCAAAUAAUGCAAGAGUUAUUUACCGAAAAUACUUUAAAACUUACAAAAACGUGAUUUGCAACAAACAGUAGGGGCAGUAGUCUUCCGGGUGCGUACGCUCUAGUGCAAUGCAGUGCAGUACCCGGACCACGAAUCCAGGAAGAGAGAAAAAUGGUUGCUGAUGUAGAGGAAUGAAAGAAUCAGUGUCUAGGUCACGAUUAAACUAAAUGGAUUGGACUUACGUUUUCACACACAUGCGCUUUGUCAUGGCUCAUUGCUGUAAGUAAAGGCCAGGAUAGAAACGUUAAUCUUAAUUGGUUGUUUUGGUUUUGUUGUGGGAUAGCUAGCUACUGUUACAGCUGAAAAUGUUAGAGGGUUCAUCUGUAUAACAAACAAGGUGAUGUUACUCUAUAACAUAAACGAGAUCGUUGAAAGCAGCGUUGCUGCAAACAGAUAGUUAUGCAUAUCAACAUUUGGACGAGGGGUUGCGAAGAUUAACAUGUUGUGACACAUACAUAUUUACCUUACCUUGCUACACUAGCUUUCUAGAUCAUUUAUAUGCAGCCUGCUACACUCUGCCUAAUUAGUCAGGUGGUCUUGCACGUUAUCUCAAAACCACACCAGAACGGUAUAGCCAAGUCAGUGGUUUCGUGUCAGUUUUUGUGCAUCGUUCAUUCAUUGCAUUUCUUAAGCAACCUUUUCUGUGGGUUUCCUCAGGGACUUACUUCUAAAGGCAGAUACACAAACAUGACUUGGAACGUUGAAGAGAGUUGACCUCAAGUUCAAUGAUAUAGUGCCCAACAUCUAAAACAGAUAUUUCAUGAUGGAACACUACAUUUAGUCACUCCCAUUUUGCCCCAGUGUUUUACACAGUUUAAUGCUCUAGUCAAGUCCCCUUUUUCCACUUUACCAAAGUGUGGUUCAAAUAGUCCUCCAUCAAAAUGUUUUCUGCACUGAAGAAGUUGGUUGGCUCCGAGCCUGGGCCACCAAAAGAGAAGAACAUCCCUGCAGGCCUUCAGUCAAUGAACCAAAGCUUACAGAGGCGCUAUGCAAAGGGUGUUCAGUACAACAUGAAGAUAGUCAUUCGUGGAGACAGGAACACGGGCAAGAGCACCUUGUGGCAACGACUUCAGGGACAGAAGUUUGUGGAGGAGUACAUCCCUACUCAGGAGAUCAAGGUCACAAGCAUCCACUGGAGCUACAAAACAACUGACGAUGUGGUGAAAGUGGAAGUGUGGGAUGUGGUGGAUAAAGGCCAAAAAUAUCCUCUUCCUGAAGGUGUAGGAAAAGGAAAGAAGAAAGGUGAUAACCUGAAAUUAGAGAAUGAACCACAGGAGCAAUCAGACAAUGAAGUGGCUUUGGAUGCAGAAUUUCUGGAUGUUUACAAGAACUGCAACGGUGUGGUCAUGAUGUUUGACAUCACCAAACAAUGGACGUACAAUUAUAUUCUACGAGAGCUGCCAAAGGUGCCCCACCAUGUGCCGGUGUGCGUCCUCGGCAACCACCGGGACAUGGGCGACCACCGCAUCAUUCUGCCGGAUGACAUCCGCGAUUUCAUAGCGGGCCUCAACAGGCCGCGCGGCUCGUCUUACAUCCACUACGCCGAGUCCUCCAUGAAGAACGGAUUUGGCCUCAAAUACUUACACAGAUUUUUCAACAUUCCUUUCCUACAACUACAGAGGGAGACUUUGCUGCGGCAGCUCGAAACCAAUCAGCUGGACAUUGACGCCACGCUGGAGGAGCUGUGUGUGCAGCAGGAGACCGAGGACCAGAACUACGAGAUUUUCUUAGACAUGACGGACUCCCGCGGUAAAGGGUACAGCUCCCCUGGCCGGGCCAACGGACAGAGCCCCUCCUCUGGGUCCCAGUCCCCCGUCGUCCCCCCGAGCCGGGACUCCGCGGACUCCAGCCCCGGGAUUCCGCAGUCCCCCGUCCCCACCCAGGUGCAGCAGUCUCCCCCGUCAUCCUCUACGUCCUCCCUGCCCGAGCCCUCCAGCGCUGCUGCGUCACCACCUCCUCCACCUGACCUCCAGGCUCCCGAGCAGACGACGCCCUUCCCUUCCCUCUCCACAGCCCCUCCCACCCCCACGGCCGCCCCUCCCCUGAAGCGUGGUAUCAUAUCCCGGCUGUUUGGAUCGUCUCCCGUCCCGGAACCUCCUGCUGCCAAACCAGAGCCUCCUGCUCCGGUGUGUCCAGAGAAAGUUCAGAGUGUGGAUGACUUUGUGCCAGAUGAUGGUCUGGACCGGAGCUUCCUGGAGGAGAGCAUUCCACCCAAAGCCCGUGUGGCACCCCCACCCUCAGCCUCAGCUCCAGUGGACAGCGACAGUGAUGGAGAGGGCCAAGGAGGAAACCCAAUGGUGGCUGAGUUUCAGGACGACCUCGACCUCGAUGACGUCGAGGCUGCCCCCCUCCCACCCCCUAGCGUCUCGAUUCCCAGCAAAGACCUCCCAUUAUCAAGUGACGAAGACGAACUGCAGCCCAAAGUCACUGUGGCUCAGGACGAGGAUCUGGAAUCAGAGCCCCAAAAUCCCAUAGAGGACUUGGACUCAUUGAGUCUACACAGCCAGAGCAAAGCUCCAGAGGCAGUACUCACCACUCAUACAGAGCAGAUUAAGAUGGACGCUCAGGCCCCAGAGCCAACUGCUCUCGUGCCAACCUCAGUGCCCGCGCAGCCGAUCAAGCAGAGCAAGAGGAGAGAGGCGAAAGAGGCAAUCGCCCAGGCCGAGUCCUCAGACACCGACGGCGACGCUCCUGUGGCCAAACAGUUGCUGUCCUAUGUCAUGGAUGAUCCUGACUUUGAGAGUGAGGAGUCAGACACCCAGAAAGCUGUGAAGGAGUCGUUUCCUGUCAGGAAUGACCUCUCUGACCUUUCUGAUGAAGACAUCAUUCCGGAGAAAAUGCCCGAGCCCAUGAAACCCACAGUGCUGUCUUUCAAAAGCAAGAAUGAGAAUGACCUCUUCGGUUUGGGUUUCGAGAACAAAGCAGCGACAAACAAAGAAAGCAGUGAUGAGCAAGAUGUGAAAGAGACCAAGCCCUCCACCAAAGAGAAGAAGAAAAAGAAGAAGAAAAACAAAGAGGAGGAGGAUAAGGCCAGCAAGAAGAAGCACAAGCACAAGAAGAAGGAGAAGGACGAAGCCGGAACGGGAGAUGAGAAGGAGAAGGAGAAGAGGAAGAAAAAGUCUCGGAAAAGUGGCGACUUGGACGACCUGGAGUCCUUCUUGGCAGGAGGCGCGGAGGCCGCGAAGAGAGACGAGGGGGACUAUGAGGAGCUGUAGGAGCCCAUCCACUACGGUGAAGAGAUUGGACUGCGUUUGGAUUGUCCUAUCCACGACGGGGGGACUCGCAAGCAAAUGCCCCCCCUUCCCCCCGAGCUCUGUGGCACUGGUUUAUCCUCCACGGUGUCCCACACCAGUGCCACUGAGCCAAGACGCAGCGCAGAGGGGGCCCCCAGCUCCCACCUCGGGCACAGAUUGCAAUAAGUACAGAUGCUACUGAGAAAUGCUACGUUUUAUCCUGGCUAUAACUAGCUUUUUAUAUCGGAAAUCGGAAGCGCUGAGUUUUAUAUACUGUUACUCUCCCCACUUUAAGACAUACCACUCCAAUUUUAGUUUGGGUCCUGCUGUUGUAGGCAGCGCUGUAAUGCAUGCCUCUUAAGUUGCUAAUAGAUAGCCUUUGUCAUUGGAUAUUUCUCUUGUUUACCUAGUAGUGUAGAUAUGAAUUUCGUAUGAAUGUACGAGUUGUGCAUUUCUUCUGGGGUAUAUGUACAUUUGUUGUGAAGGGAAGAUAUGACUCUAACAGAUCCGUUUUGAGUUUUUGUCUUUUUUUUUUUCCUGACAUUCAUGGUGAAAAAUAGUAUGCAGCCCCUUCGAUUAAUGCCUUAAAGAAAAUCACUGCAAAAAAUGCAUGUUCUGGUAAAUGCCAUCUACUCCAUUUAAAGUGGUCUUACUACAAUGUCUAUUAUCAUGUCAAGUUCAUUAAUUGUAAUUGUGUUAUAGCUGUGUUUAACAAGACACCUUAUGGUCUUCAGUGAGUCUGUCAUUAUGUCAGAUACAUUUCUAAAUGGCGGCUUACAUUUUUCUAUGUAUACAGGUCUGGUUUCUUUUAGAUGCUGUCUUCAAGAUACUUACUGGCCUAUUAAAGUUAUGGGUUGAGUUGGGUAAUUAGACUCCUGAAUUUAUCUACAGACUUUUAAAUGAUAGGAUUGAAAUAGUGCAGAGACAAUAAAGCAAGAAUGCUGUACAUUUCAGAAGUUAUUUUGUUUUUCCUUUAAGGAUCGUGAUGGUAUAAUUGGCAAAAGCCUUCAGUUAAAGAUUUGGUUUAAGUCUGUUCUGGGUGUGUAAACACCACCACAAUUGUAUGUUGUGUAUGGUUUCAUUUUGUACUCAAAGCUGUCCUUUAACUUUACAGUAUGGUAUCAAAAUAGGGAAGAUUAAUUUCCCUUCACUUAACCCAUUGAACUUGUAGUUUACCAUGACAAAAUCACAAGAUUUUGUUAAACAUUUUGUCAGGUCGUUCUGAUAUGCGCUUUUCUUUUGUGUGGUUGUGCUCAAUCACCUCUUGCCAAGAGAUUUCAGAAACCUAAGACGUCACGACAGAUCUCACUACCUACAGGCAAGCUUUUGUGACGGCCCUCUGUGCAAUUGGAGGCUCACUGUGUGACUGCAAAGGAGAAGCAUGGGCUGUACCACUCAGGCUCUUUAGAUCAAUGAUGGCCUCCAUCUUGAAGGGGACAAACUGCUGUACAUGCCAUGUAAAGUUCUCUUGCCAUGAAACCAUAUCACCUGUGCCCAAAUGGCUGUGUAAUCAUGAACCUCUGCUUCGUGUCUCUUUGUCUCUGCUGUUUUUUUUUUUUUUACCUGUGUGGUUUUGUUCUGUAAGAGACUGAAAUUUAGAGAUUAUCGGUGUUCCAAGUUGUCCUAAAAAAAUGGUGACUCUGUUGCAUGCUUAUUAAUCAUGUAGGCUGUGUUGCUCCCAAUUAAUAAAUACAGUAAUGAGA
Molecule: messenger RNA, 5079 nt
Organism: Clupea harengus (Atlantic herring)
Lineage: Eukaryota; Metazoa; Chordata; Actinopteri; Clupeiformes; Clupeidae
Gene: rabl6b
Product: RAB, member RAS oncogene family-like 6b
Exons: 16
Coding region: 1025-3358 (777 amino acids)
Cellular component (GO): nucleus; cytosol
Molecular function (GO): GTP binding
Source: RefSeq, a predicted model, not a curated record